Messenger RNA from Microstroma glucosiphilum, 4262 nucleotides. RefSeq lists its product as hypothetical. Gene Ontology annotation, biological process: DNA-templated transcription. Gene Ontology annotation, cellular component: nucleus. The transcript is spliced from 4 exons. NCBI's taxonomy places the organism in Eukaryota, Fungi, Basidiomycota, Exobasidiomycetes, Microstromatales, Microstromataceae. The record is from RefSeq and is a predicted model, not a curated record. The coding region runs from base 249 to 3941 and encodes 1230 amino acids. Gene Ontology annotation, molecular function: zinc ion binding; DNA binding; DNA-binding transcription factor activity, RNA polymerase II-specific.
ACCCACCGAUCGCUCGCUCGCGUGGAUCCAAUCUCCUUCAUCUAACCUCGAGCCUCUCCUUGCCCUCGCCCUCCCUUUACGCUCAUCUUCAUCUUCAUCCUCCUCACUCGCCCAGAAACACAAUCUCGACAGCGGCGCUACUCCUUGAUACUGAACAUACGGUCACUCUUCACUCUAUUUCUGUCCCGCGUCAUCCGCUCCACAACCUCCUUGAUAAACGCUCAGGGUCGGGCUUGGCCACCUCAUCAAUGGUCGCCUUUACGAACCCAGGGCGCAACGCGACCGAUGGCAGUCUACGCUGGCAACAGCAGCUAUCCCCACAAGGUGGUAGCAACGGUAUCGCUCGAGCAACAUCCACUGCCUCCGAUUCUCCGCAGACGCCAUCCUCUGCAAGCCCUUCACAGCAGGGAGUCGGUUCCAACAAUCGCUCCACUGGAGCUCAGAUGAUCAGCAAAGGCCCACCAGGCUACAGUGGAACCAAUGCUCAGCUAUCAGGUCCUGCUGCUCAGCAGCAACGUCCUCAAAACUCUUGGUCAGAUAGCUCUACUCUCAAUCUCCUCUCGGACACUGCCGCUCGGCAGGCAGACGAGGAUCAUUCGGGUCCCAGCAGUCGCAGAGCCUCCAUCAGUCCAACGACAGCUGACAAGGCAGGAGGCAGCGGUAGUGCCCCUAAUGGCAAGCCCGCAAAGCGGACAUUGGAGGGACACAAGAAGGAGCUUAGCGCAGCAAGUCUCACCGCCGAGGCGGAUUCUUCCCUCUCAUACUCGCGUGGACAGAGCGAGUCAGAUCAUGACGGCGCCUCGCCCUCUGAUAAAAAUGCAGAAGCGACGGAAGAAGAGAAGCGGAAGAAACGUACUAAGACAGCCAGAGCUUGCGACAGUUGCCGGCGCAAGAAGAUCCGCUGCGAUGUCAUUGAUGAUGGCUCUCCUGCGCCUGGAGACCCCAAUAACGGCAACGGAGGCUUGACCUGCGCCCACUGCAGACAAUACGGUUUCAGCUGCACUUUCUUUCUGCCCAUUACGGAAACAAGAUUCAAGAAGAAGAGGGAGAGAGAAGCAGAGGCAGCAGCAGCGGCGGCUGCUUCAAGAUUCCCUCACGGGGGUUCCGCGUCCAUGUUCGGAGCAGGAGGAGGCUCUAGAACUGGCGUAUCGCCCCAUGGCUCUGCAGGGUCUCCCCUAGGGAGCUCUCUCCCCGCCAGCGUUAGCGCUGCUCAAGAAUGGCCUCCUCGCAAGCAUGUACAACAUCUCUCUACGCCCUGGGAUGGCAGGGCAGGCGAUAACAAUUCUCACAGUCCUGGCAUGGCGAUGGCGAAUAUUGGACAGGGGCCAGGCCACAUGGGACCAUCGCUCGGGCAGCGUUUGGAUCGGUUGGCACCUCCUAUGUCAAACGAUCACGGGCCGCCUCCCGGCGGCGAUCAAGGUCAACCGCCUGACACUAGGGUUUUGGGACCCACGUCGCUCGCGUACAUCGUGCAUAGCACCGCCUUUGUGCCUGGUAGCGCUAUCGAAGCUCAUGAUCUCAAGCAUUCGCAGACAUUCGAAGUGGGAGCUUCGGGAGACGGCAUCAUCAAAUUGAAUCGCUCUAGACAUCGUCAUCCCUCUUACGGCGAUUCUGCAGAGGAAGACGACGACAGCGCGAUCCCUCAAAUUCCCGAUGCUGUCCGCGGUCGUCUUACAGGAGACGUUGCUGAGAAGCUGAUCAACUCGUACUUCGAGAAGAUUGGCUACCUCUGGCCAGUUGUCACCAAGAGCGAGUUCUUGCAUCUUUCUCAUCCACCACCUCUGCUCUUCUAUGCGAUCUGCGGUGUCGCGGCCCUCGAUCGCAAUGUGCCUAUCGAGGUCCUCUCAGCUGUCAGAACCGGGCUCAAUGCAAUCUUCAAGGACAGUGAUGUCCUGAGCAACUCCAGCGCUCUUACUGUCAAGGCUCUGCUGGUUCUCAGUCUUCAUUCUGAUAUCCACGGGAGUGCCAAUCUGCAAAGCGGCACACGUCUCUGGAAUAGAUUGGGCAUAGCUCUGCGCAUGGCUCAGGAUCUCGGUCUUCACAGAGAUGCCAGUGGACGGGAUGACCUCGACGAGUUUGCCCACUUCCUGGAGCAGAAGAGGCGCAUCUGGGGCGCAUGCGUCAGCGCCGAUCGAUGUGUUUCUAUUGCCCUCGGCCAUCCUCUUGCCAUCGAUCUAACGGAUUGCGAUGUUCGUCUUCCCUCGCCAUACGAGAUCCAGAGGUUCCCAACAGAUUUGCCCUCCAUCAGCGGCGUAGAGCGACCCUUUGCAUUCAAUACGGAGAUGCUCAAGUUGUCGAUCCUGUUUGGACGGGUACAGAAGACCAUCUACUCCCCAACGGGUCUGAUGAAGGCUACAGAUGACGAGAUCGCGGGCCUGCUGAAUGACAUCGACCAAUGGCGAGAGAGGCUCCCCGAGGAACUCCAUUUCACUGGCCCCACCAGCUCGCCACCUGCUGGCAUCCUGCAUCUCUCACAUGCUUGCAUCCAGAUGCUCUUCUUCCGAGUCUUCAUGAGAAUAUCUUACUCGUGUCCACAGCACCUCAAGUUCUCGCUCACUAUUGAGAGGAUGACUAGCAUGGUGAAGUGGUCUCGCGAGUCCAUCGCGUGGGUAGACGUCUCUGGAGACAUCUACUUUGACACGAUGCAGUUCAUCAGCUACGCCCUGGUAUUCUGCGCAACGAUCCAGUACCACUCUUGGAUUCGUAGAGGUGACGAAGAGGGCCUGAAGGCUCUGGCGAAGCUGAAGGAGAUCUUCACUCGCGGUCGUCAUCAGGACGGGCAGAAGCAGGAUAUGUCUCUGCGCGCCAAGACGGCAGAGAUCGUCAGCCUGCUGUGCGAGGCAGCCCAGGGCCAUUGGGCUAACACGCCUUCUACUGGCAAUCUCAAUCCUACUGCUGGUGUAGUCAAUCGGAGAACGGUCGACUCCGUCAAGGGCAUCACUUGGAAGAAUGCGCCUGGCCGUCCUGGUGGGGGAGUAUUCGAAGCGGCCGACGCUUCUCUCCUCCUUUCGGAUCUGCCCAACGGUACGAUCAUCUUGGGAGCCAACAGGACCCCGGCCCUGGUGAUGACGUCGUCCAAUGGUUGGCAACCGGUGCCGGGAGUGCUGCCCGAGCAGCCUCCAAAGUCAGGUCUCGACCAAUCCUCGGACUCCACCGACCUCCCUGACCUGUCUAACUUCACAUAUCUGGGCGGGUCCGUCUGGCAGGACGAGAGCGGAAGGCCCGUCGAUCGUAGAGGAUCGGGACUGAUGGUCGUCUUGCCCUCUUCUAAUCAAGGUAUCGCAGAGCAGAUGGGCUUGCCCUUCCAACAGCUACAGAUGCAGCAACAACAGCAGCAUCAACAUCAACAUCAGCAGCAUCAACAUCACUCGCAGAACAACCAGCAGCAGCAGCAACAUCAGCAGUAUACGAAUGUCAACCCACACCUCAAUCACCUUUCCGCUGUGGACCAGGCCUUUGCAGCCCAGCAACACAAUACUCCCAUCUCCUCUCUACUCGGGACCGAUCCGGGUCACACUGGCGGCCUGCCUGGCGCAGGUCCCUCAGGAGCAAGCAACUACACCCUCGAGAACCUCUUUGGCGGAGGCACCAGCGGCACCGGCACGCCCGGUCUCGGCGGAAUGGGUUUUGGUGGCGGGGGAGCAGGUGCGGCGAAUCUGGCAAUGGGCGUGCCUGCAGACCCGAUGAUGCUCAACGACCCGCUGAUGGGGAUUCUGGACUGGCAGGCAUGGCAGAGCUAUCUGGCACCUUUCAGCAACAGCAGCAACAACAACAACAACGGUGGCGGCAGCGGCAACGGUGGCAGCAAUCAGAACAGCAGUAAUCCGAAUGGAACAGGGGGCGGCGCUGCUGGUAGUGGUCCGACUGGAGGUGGUGGAGGUCUGAUGCCUGGAGUAGGCUCAGCAGCAACCAGGGGCAGGUCUCCUGCGCAUGCCGCUUGAGUUUAAAGGGCUCCUCAAGAAAGAGAGAGAGAGAGAAGUUCUUCCAGCACUAGUGCUAAGCACUACCCAGACGGGCCGUCAUACCCCAAACUCCCUUCACCGGCCUGGAGUCGAUUUGAUUUGAUUUGGCUCGGCUCGGCUCGGCUCGGCCUCCCCCUACCCCUACCCCUACCUUGAUCAAAACGACCAUCUACACUUUACCUUUUUUUUUCUUGACUUGUACAUAAACCAUUCCCUUCUCUCUUGCCCAUAGGCCUUCCUCUCCUCCCCUUUUCCCCUCGACCCCUUUCUAUCGUCGUCGUCGUCAUCAUCAACCCCCCC